CCCACAACGCCGCUAGGAACAUCAGCUUGCAUAGCUGUUCAAACAUUAGAGGAAACAUUUGCUGUGAAGCCUCGAGAGCACAUGACUCAUAGGAAGAGCAGCCUGAUGCGAGUAUUUUUAUCUUUCCCUGUUGGCCUAUACCAGUUCGAGAUCAUGGAAAAGAUGUGGCACGCGGUGUUCUACAUUGCUGUAUUGACGCCCAAGAUCGUAGGCGUCAGAUUCGACACGUGUGGAAAGCCGGCAGGUGUGGUCAUGGCAUCAAGAAGUGCUGCCUACAUGUCCAAGUUUCUAGCAGUAUGUGGGAAGCCGAUUGUCCUGAAGUAUGAAGCAAAAAACCUGGUUCUGUCACGGGCCAUCGACGUUUACUGUACCGUGGCCAGGCUCUGCUAUGCGUUUCAUGGGAACAGAACGUCGCACCCAGAACCAGAACGAAUGUUGACACAGAAACUCCGAACUUGCCUUGUGAAGUUUGGAAUCGUCGGAGCCAGGUGGAACGAGCAACUGUUACCGAAUAGAUCAGUAGAAACAUUCGUGGACGACGUCAACAAAUGUGUCCCUGACCACAUGAUCCCGAAGGACGUCAGACUGCUCACCUCUGCGAUGCGCUACGGCCGUACAUUGCUAUGAGAAGGCAAAACUACAAUAAACUACUCUGUUGCACUUCA
Messenger RNA from Ornithodoros turicata, 665 nucleotides. RefSeq lists its product as uncharacterized. Bases 82 to 627 code for a protein of 181 amino acids. The transcript is spliced from 6 exons. The record is from RefSeq and is a predicted model, not a curated record. Lineage: Eukaryota; Metazoa; Arthropoda; Arachnida; Ixodida; Argasidae.